CACAACAGUGAAGAAGAAGAAUAUGUAUAGGUUAUAAGGAAGUCAUAACUAAUCUUACCAUUACGGUAAAGUAAUUAUUAAUGAAUCAAUUCAUAGAAACUACUAAUAAUACAAAUCCACAAAGAAAAAUAUCUUCAAUAGGUAAAGCGCUCGUCGGAAUUACAGGAGGUAUCGCUAUUGGUUUAACUAUAAUAUGUGCCCCAUUUAUUAGCCCCGCACUAAGAAAGUAUUGUCUACCUUAUAUACCCGCCACAAAUGAACAAAUCGCCAAUAUUUUAUCUGCUUUGAAAGGAAGGAGUGGAACACUUUUAGAUUUAGGAUCAGGUGAUGGACGGAUAGUUUUAGAAACUGCUAAACAUAAUUUCAUUUCACAUGGUGUAGAACUUAAUCCAUGGUUAUUAUUAUUUUCUAAAAUCAAUGCAAUUCGGGAAGGCAAAUCUAAUAAGGUUAAAUUUUAUAGAAAAGAUUUGUGGAAAUACGAUCUCUCACUUUAUGAUAAUGUAGUAAUUUUUGGAGUGGAACAUAUGAUGAAUGAUUUAGAGAAGAAAUUUCUUCGAGAAUGUAAAUUAGAUUGUAAUAUAGUAGCAUGCAGGUUUCCUUUACCUAAUGUCAAACCCAUAAAGACUGUUGGACAUGGGAUAGACACUGUGUGGGUUUAUAAUUUGACAAAAUUGAAUUUAAAUGUUGAUCGACUGUCUCAUUAAAAACAAUAAAGUAUUAUUUAACCCCC
Messenger RNA from Diorhabda carinulata, 730 nucleotides. RefSeq names its product ATP synthase subunit C lysine N-methyltransferase. The transcript is spliced from 4 exons. NCBI's taxonomy places the organism in Eukaryota, Metazoa, Arthropoda, Insecta, Coleoptera, Chrysomelidae. The record is from RefSeq and is a predicted model, not a curated record. Gene Ontology annotation, cellular component: mitochondrion. The coding region runs from base 81 to 704 and encodes 207 amino acids. Gene Ontology annotation, molecular function: protein-lysine N-methyltransferase activity. Gene Ontology annotation, biological process: positive regulation of proton-transporting ATP synthase activity, rotational mechanism; regulation of mitochondrial ATP synthesis coupled proton transport; peptidyl-lysine trimethylation.